This is a messenger RNA of Prinia subflava (tawny-flanked prinia), 3140 nucleotides long. It is a transcript of the gene SYNDIG1, whose product is annotated as synapse differentiation inducing 1. The record is from RefSeq and is a predicted model, not a curated record. Gene Ontology annotation, biological process: positive regulation of synapse assembly; synaptic vesicle clustering. The coding region runs from base 805 to 1581 and encodes 258 amino acids. Gene Ontology annotation, cellular component: postsynaptic density membrane; synaptic vesicle membrane; intracellular membrane-bounded organelle. Lineage: Eukaryota; Metazoa; Chordata; Aves; Passeriformes; Cisticolidae. The transcript has 3 exons.
UCCUACAUUAAUAACUUGGUCUUAGAGGAUCUAAUAUUAAGAACUUUGAAGCCAGUAGCAUGUCUGUAAUUUUUAUGCUCAUGCCCAGAAACAAACCCCUAGAUUUACUGUUGCUGUGGCUAAUACAUCAGUAUUUCAAAAGGCAUUUUCCUUUGGCUACACCUGAGAAAAGUAAAGAGCCUGGUGAGAAAGUGUCUGGGCUGGAAAUAAUGGGUUUUCAAAAGAUAGUAAAGCACUUGCCAACAGCAAAGGCUGGCUGCAGACACCGGUGGGUGAACACAGCACCUGCCCAUCUUUUGCAGUUGCAGAUUUAUGAGAACUGAAAAUGGUUCUUUUAGGAGAUUUUUUGUUGUGUUUUGUUUUAGUCUUUUUUGGGUUUUUUUUCCCAUCUCUUAUCAAAGUGUUUAGCUGAAAGGGAUGUUGUCCCCAGGAUGACAGCUGUGUACCUGUGGGAGGGUGGAGCAGGCACCAAAACCAUUCUUUGAUGGGGUCUAUCACUACCAAGACAUUUCACAUCAACUGCUUCUCUACAUCCCAUGGAUGUGGGGCAGGUGUUAUUUACCUCUCUGAGUGGGGGCAUAUUUGGAGAACUAAGUCAGGGUGUGCACAUACAUGGGGCUCUAUUUUCUCUUGAGACUAUAUGGAAGACAAGCUGACUUGAGUCCCUCAACACAUUGCCUUUGUCCUCACCUUGGUUUCUCUUUCCUUUCUUCAUCAGGAAAAUGGGAGCCACUCACCCAGUGUGAGCUCUAAGGCACAGCAAAAUAAAGGUGACCAGUCCCACUGCCUCAGGCAUCUCCCAGUAUGGAUGGCUUAGUUGAGCAGAACAGUGUGCUUAUGCACAGUAAGAUCACUGAGGCUGGGAAAAGGAACGGUUUAAUUAACACAAGGAACUUAGUGGCUGAGAGCCGAGAUGGUCUCGUCUCUGUGUACCCCACCCCUCAUUACCAGAGCCACAGAGUGGGCAGCCUGUCCUCUCCGAGAUGCCUGGAGAAUGGUAGGAAUGACCCCGUGCAGCAGCUCCUGGACCCCAGCAUGCUGCAGCAGACAGUGGAGUCUCACUACAGGCCCAACAUCAUCCUCUACUCUGAGAAUGUGCUGUGCUCGUGGGGUGAGAGCCUGGGAUCGGAGUGCUGUGAGACAACCUUCAUCGAGGAGCGCUCGCCCACCAAAGACAGCCUGGAGUACCGCGAUAGCAAAUUCAUAGACCUGUCAGCGGAUGACAUCAAGAUCCACACCCUCUCCUAUGAGGUGGAGGAAGAGGAGGAUUUCCAGGAACUAGAGAGUGAUUACUCGAGUGACACCGAGAGCGAAGACAACUUCCUGAUGAUGCCACCAAGGGAUCAUCUUGGCCUCACUGUGUUCUCCAUGCUCUGCUGCUUCUGGCCACUGGGAAUUGCUGCCUUUUACCUGUCCCAUGAGACAAACAAAGCAGUAGCCAAGGGGGAUUUUCACCACGCAAGCUCCAGCUCCCGGCGAGCUCUCUUCCUGGCUGUCCUGUCCAUCACAAUCGGAACUGGCAUCUAUGUUGGGGUAGCUGUGGCUCUCAUUGCCUACCUGUCAAAAAACAACCAUCUAUGAGCCUCAGAAAAGAGGAAAGAACCAUCCAACAUGGCUCCUGCAUUGCAGAAGUCCCCAGCACAUCAGACUGUGUGGUUUUCCAAAAAGUGGCAAACACUUUCUGGGGGCAGAUACAGAAUGAGAUGGGCUUGUGCAUUGUUGUAGGGUGGGAAGCUGGAGGGGCUGGGGGAAGUUCCACAAUUUCUGAUGCACAAGUCUUGCUUAUCUUCAUAAAUCCCUGUACAAAAAAGGGAAAGAAAGAGUAAAACAGAGACAAAGAAUGAAAAAAAAAAAAAAAAGAAAAAAAUAAAAGGAAGGAAGACGGGAUGUGUGGAGAAGAGUGUUUUGUAUUUGCCUUCUUUUCAAUAUGGUGUUUACAAGCAUCUGGCAAACUGAGCUGUUCUCUUAAUACCUUCUUGAUCACCUGAACUCUGCAGUGAGCAUGAGCUUGAACUUAAUUUGCUUGUUAAGCACGGCACUGAGAUCUGGGGAAGCAUGGACAGCAGCAGCAACUGGUUCUCUAAAAGAGCAAUAUAAAAACAAGAGGAAGAACAUGGCUUGUUUUGUCUUUUGAACAUAGGACUCCUUUGCCUAAGAGUGAAUCAGACACCUCAGCAUAGAGUGGUAUUGCCUACUCAUCUUGUUGGGGGAGGUUUCCAUGGAAGAAGAAAAGUAAAUUAAAAACAUUUUUACUUCCUUUCCUUGUUUUUGGAUUAAGAUGUGCUGCAAAAGGCCUACUCAGUGAAGAACAGCUGAGGUUACAGCUGCAUGACGCGGUUUUGCAGACAGAAUGCAAUUUCAAAGUAACAUAAGACCCACUGUAAAAUUAAUUCCUCUAUCCAGUCACACUGUGAUAAUGGCACUUGACUGUGGCAUUAUUGCUCAUCUGGGCUGCUCCACCUUGCUGUGGAGACCUGCACAGCAGUCAGUGCAAGAAACCUGGGGAAAACUCAAACUGAAAUACUAGUAAGUUUUUAAUUUAAAAAAUCAUGGUAAAGCAUGGGAAUUAACCAGAGAAAGGAAUGCUUCAGACAUUUCUGGGGUCCUGCUCAUACACAGACCAGUGAAUAUCACUCAGAUCAGAAGCUCCUAGCUCAGCUGUGAUGCGGGUCGUGGGAUGUGGCAUAGCCGUGGAGAGACAAGUCUGUUCCCCAAUAAGCAGAGCAGUGGUAAAUUGUAGGGAAAUUAAGCCUUGUCCUUACUUCACUGACUGAUACAUUUAUUUUCUUCUUUACUUGCUCCCCACACUCAACUGUUUUUUUGUCUUACAGAUUUCUUGCACUCAACUAUUUUUUGUCUUACCAUUUCAUCCCACCCCACGUGUAUCAGCAUAGACAUAUACAUGUAGCUACAUAUACAUACACACAGAAAGGGGAAAAGCAAACAAAUCAAUGACCGUUUUAUUAUUUGACUGCCUCAUGUUUUACAAACACAGUUUCUUUAAACAAGGAUGUAAUCAAAAACCUUUUCCUCCAACUCUGUAUUGUGUGUCAUCUUUGCUCUUGGACAGUCUUUUUCUCUUGUUUUAGGUUUCCAUUAUUUUGGUUUGAAUUUGACUUCUUUUGUUUUAGGGGGAAGAG